Molecule: messenger RNA, 3150 nt
Organism: Psilocybe cubensis
Lineage: Eukaryota; Fungi; Basidiomycota; Agaricomycetes; Agaricales; Agrocybaceae
Exons: 15
Coding region: 1-3150 (1049 amino acids)
Source: RefSeq, a predicted model, not a curated record
AUGAAACACAUAUAUACAGAGGCACAAAAUUUUACAGCUAAAGAUAAGGAGAAUUAUUUAAAAGAAUAUGGAUUACGAAAUGUAGAGAAUGUAUUUUGGAUGAUGAAUGGGAGUGAUGUAUAUAAAGCUCUUUCCUGGGAUCGACUACAUGCAUACCAUGGUGGACUAUUUUCUGAUCAUUUAUGGUCAGAAUUUAAGGCUAUUAUUGAUAGCUCUGGAAGGAAAGAUGCUGAGAUUAUUGACAAUCAAUUUGAUCAAAUUCCUCGAUGGAGUGGUCUUAAUCACUUUGCAUCUAUAAUUAAGACAGGAGAAUUUGCAGAUGGAACAAAAUAUGAAGAUAUAGCAAAGAUCAUUUGUUAUGCAUCUCAUAAUGUUCUAGAGAAGUCAGACCGUGGAUAUUGUCUGCUCAAGCUUAUGCGAAGCUUUGUAGAAUUGGAUAUGUAUUCAUCUUUGAUUAUUCAUAGCAGUACAACAUUACAUGGGUUACAAAAAGAACUUGCAAAGUUCUGUUCUAUUCUUGAGGAAUAUAUUCAACUCCAUCCAGACAAAAAUUGGAAUUUUCCUAAAAUCCAUUCACAUGUCCAUAUGAUUCAAGAUAUUGUUGCAAAAGGUGCAACUCGGAACUCUAAUACUAAACCCAAUGAAAAGGCACAUGGCUUGCUUAAGCUCUGGUACCGCUUUCACACCAAUUUCAAAGAUGUGGCGCCACAGGAAUGUGCUUUAAUUCAUAUAUUAAAAAUGAACCACGAUGAUCUUAUUGCAAUGAUUAUUCGCAUGGAUAUCAAUGCUAUUGAUGAUCUUGACAUGCCCAAAGAGGACGGCGAAGAAUCACUUAUAUCUACACCACAAGUUUCCAAUCUUGGAAAUUCAUUGGGUAACGGAUCAAGUAAUGAGAAAAGAGCUCAAAGUCACAUUUCAAUUGGGUCACUUCAAGCAAUAAUCACAUUUGCCGAUGUGGAAAAACAAUUCAAAGAGAACAUGGCAUUUGAACGCUUCCGGAUUAAAACAGGAAAAUACCUUGCAGCAGCUUCUGGAAGUACUAUCCGAUUAAAAGCCAAUCAUAAGAUUACACCAUUUGAGCUUGCAAGAAUUCAUUAUCAGUCGGAAAUUGAUUGGUCGGCUCAAAGAGAUAUGGUUCGAGUUAGCAAAAGUUUCCACAAGCGGCCACGAAAUGAUUACGUCCUUUUGGCACUUGAUCAUCAGAAGUACUGCUUUGCACAACUUCUGUUCAUGUUUAUUGUGUCAUUAGAUGACAAAACAGAGUGGCCGCUUGCUCUUAUUCUGCCACUUGAUGAACCGGUUGAUCAGCGCACAAAUUUGGCACGUAGGCGUGAUAAAGAUUUAGAGUUUCUCCGAGUACGAGCCCGAAGGCGAACAAACUCUGCAAUUAUUGACCUUGAUCCUUUACAUAGUGGGAAAAUGAUGUUAUAUCAAGGCUAUAGCACGGCGCUUAACAUGAGGAAAGGCUCCGUUGCAGGCGAGUCAUCCAUUUCAGGCGCGUCUUUUUUCCGUGGAGCAACAUUGGCCGAGCUUGAGCAAAAACAGAGGUGUCGGAUCCAGCAAGAUACCAUUUUUAAUCUGGAAUCAAAGGUCCGGGAGCUUAAAGAGGAAAACGCAAGUUUGAAAAUGCGCUUGAUCAACAAAAAAGGCGCUGUUCGACCUGCUGUCUCUGACACAUCGGAUUGCGCAGCCGAAAUAGCUCUCCGAAAGGACCUUAUUCGUCUUGCUAAAUAUCAUUUCAUUUUCUAUCGUAUUAUUGUUCCCAAGUCACUCUUUGGAAAUCCCAGGCCUUCGUUCAGCUCUAACAAUGCAUCUGCUCGGUACAAAGACGAGAAUACAUCCAAGCUUGGCAAUAUUGCGGAAUUGUACGAAUGCUUUCCAGCAAAGUACCAUUCAAUUAUCAGUGAGAAUGUGGAGAUGGCAGUUAAUGUGUUCGUUAAAGGCUUGUCGGAAGGCCGUUCAACAAUACUAAAUAAGAUUCGGACCUCUGCGCCUUCUAUUUUCCCAAACAUUCCAUCUGAGCUGUUCACCUCACCAUUGUCUUUUGGCCUAAGCUCCCAUGCGGUUGUGCAAACAUUGCUUGGUGCAUCGGACCGUGUAAAAGUGAUGACCGGAACGAAGGAAAUCUGGAAGCUCAUUUAUCCCAAUGACACUGCGCACACAUUUCCCCCAGUUUUAUUUGCAGAUUCUGACACCAACAACGCUUUGGGACUUUUUAAAAGUGAUUUUCUUUUGAAGACGGCAAGAAUCAUUCUUCUAGGGCCAUCGGCCUUAAAGGCGGAGAUUAUGCCUCGAACACGGGAAGAUAGUCCAAGCGCCCAUAUUGAUAGUCGUAUGAAUUGUACAACACCAGGCUUGAUAGCUGCGUCUGCAACAGCGACUAUAUACAUCUUAUCCGACGACCGUGAAUUUACCAGUAGUGGUGUAGGACCAACAACAGGGAGGCUUUAUCUUGCUCAACACGAUAUGUACAAGCAUUAUCUCAUUACACAGCAGUCAUCACUCGCUUCACUGUUCAAAUAUUGGGAUAAUAUUCUCUUUCCACACCAAAAACCCAUUAUUCCUACUUCUAUUACACAGCAGCCUACGGAAAUCCUUACAUCAAGCCAUUCCAGGAUGUCGGAUUCCGAGUCAAGUCCAUCUCCGCAUCCGGUUUAUCAGAUGAUUGCCAACUUUAGUCGACAAACAACCAUAACUCCUAGUUCAACAACUUCUAUUCCGGGUCCUAUCGUUAAUGUGGAAGACCGUGACACCGACUCUGAUGUAGAAGACUUUGCGCCGCCACUACAAAGCACUCGGAACCUGCCAUCUAAUACUCAGGAUAUUACUGAAGAUAGAUCUGAUACUGACGAAGAACCGACUCCGGCAGCCUUUGAGUCUGCACUCCAUGUUACAAAUACCACGGUCAAUGCUCCACUCCCAGUAUUUCUCCCAGUUCCGAAGACUCAGACUCCGACAAGCCCUCCCCUUUCUUCCAAUACAGUCUCUGUUCCUAAUGCUUCCACAAGCAUUUCUCCACUUGAAGCACCAGUAAUCAAGCCAAAACGUGGUCGAAAGAAGGGGUUGGCCCCUGUGCAGCCUGACGCAACUGUUGUAGCCAAAACACGGAGCACACGCUCUAGUAAGCGUGCUAAUAUUACACCAUUAUAG